Messenger RNA from Lathyrus oleraceus (garden pea), 9255 nucleotides. RefSeq lists its product as uncharacterized. Bases 5244 to 6653 code for a protein of 469 amino acids. NCBI's taxonomy places the organism in Eukaryota, Viridiplantae, Streptophyta, Magnoliopsida, Fabales, Fabaceae. The record is from RefSeq and is a predicted model, not a curated record. The transcript is spliced from 3 exons.
CGUCCGGUGAAGCUGUUCAGACUGCUAGCAGUUUGGCCAUAUCUUCGAGAUUGCUUCAUGUCCCUUUUCCAAAACAGACAUUGUUAGCUGCAGAUGAUGGUGUUGAGGGUGUAGUUCCAGUUCCUGGCUCAGCUGACACAGGCGAAGGUGGCAUUGCAUUAUUUAUCCUGAUUUUGAUUUGUGCGAGGCUUGCUUUGAAGUACUAGAUACAGACCGACUUCCUCCACCACACUCUAGAGAUCAUCCUAUGACAGCAAUUCCAAUUGAAGUGGACUCAAUGAGAGAUGGCAAUGAAUUUCACUUCACGCCGGAUGACAUAAGUAGCACAUUCAAGGUUGCAAAUUUUGAAGACAUGCCAAGACCAAAACCGUGUCAAGCUGCCACAACAACACACAAAAUCAGUUAAUUCUAAAACAAACUUUUCAGCUAAGUAAGUUACAGUGGUGAAAGUUUUUCUUACAGUAGAGUUUUCAAAAUGAAGAGAAUUGAGAAGGGGACCACAAGUUGGAUAUGGACAAAAUUCAAAACCUCUCCACUGCACAGCAGACCUCCACUACUCUGAGGAAACACAGCAGCACAGCAGAGAGGAGGAGUCAUAUAUAAAAAGCAAUCACUAUUCAUAAAAAACCCUAAGUUUUGGAUAGCCGCCGCUGUUCACCUAUAGGGAAGAGAGGAUUCUGAAAAAAAACACAAAAGCGUUGUUACUGUUCACUAAGAGAAAGAGGAGUCGACGGCAAGAAGAAAAGAAAGCCAUAGUUUUUCUUGGUGGUGAAGAGCGGACGAGAAGAUCAAAACCGGUUCAGGUAAAACGCUUACUCACAUUCGUCGGUCGAGCUCGCCGCAACCGGUUAGCUUCCUUUCCGAGCUUUAUUUCCAUAUUUCGAUUAUGCUUUGAAUUCCAUGUUUGAUUUAGCAACACCGUUGCCUGUUUGUUUGUGAUGUUAACUUGCUGUUAAGAUUUUGAUUUUCAAAAAUGGAAAGAAAACUGAGCUUUGGAUCGUUACUGUUUUCAACAUGAGUUUUGUUAUUCGUAGUCACUGUUUUCAACAUGAGUUCUGUUAUUCGUAGUUACUGUUUUCCAACUUUUGUGUUUUAUUUAAAAGGUUUGGUGCAUCUGAUGUCGAUUUGGUUGAGUUGGUAAAGAUGUUGUUUGUUAAACCUUAAGUUCUGGGUUCAAUCCUUGGUUUUCAGCAUUUUUUAUUUUUAACAUAUUUUUUAUUUUCUACUAGUUUUUAUUAUUAUUAUCAUUUUUUAUUAUUUUAAACCUUUUAUUUAUUUUUUUAUUUUUAUUUUUUCUCCCUUUUGUAAACACUUGUUGAUUUUAAUGUUAAACAUCGAUUUGUAAUUUAUGGAUUUGACAAUUUUCUUGUUAUUUAUCCAUGAAUAUUUUUAUCGAUAUAUUGAUAGUAUUUCACCGCGUUUCGAUUAAUCGCAUAUGACAUUUCAAUUGUUGUCAACAUGUGCAAACCGGCUUUGAGCACAUUAUUUAGGUUUUGUGUGUUCCUCAAUUUCCAUCCGUGCAAAUCCCGAUUUUAUCUUUCUUUGAUUUAACUUUUAAGUGUUUUGUAAAUAUAAUUUGUUGUGUUAUUUAUUUUCUUCACAUGGCUUACUCUUGGGCUUUCUUACAAUGAGCUCUUAAGUAACAUCAACUUAACCUUCAAUAAUUUCAAACCUCGGUACUUUAAUUGUUUUAACUUAAUAUUCAAAUCAUUUUCUAAAUAAAACGUGAAGAAAAAGAUUACCUGGAUGGAAUGUCCAGUCGUAAUCCCGAAUAUUAGGCUCAAGCUGUAAGAGCUUGCAAGCCGUUAAUAUUUGUCUUCUCUUUAAUACUCAAAUAUUCAAAAUCAUUUUCUAAACGAAAGUUGGAAGAAAAAGAUUACCUGGAUGGAAUGUCCAGUCGUAAUCCCGAAUAUUAGGCUCAAGCUGUAAGAGCUUGCAAGCCGUUAAUAUUCGUCUUCUCUUUAACACUCAAAUAUUCAAAUCAUUUUUCUAAAUAAAACAUGAAGAAAAAGAUUAUCCUGGAGGGAAGAUCCAGUCAUAAUCCCGAAUAUUAGGCUCAAGCUGUAAGAGCUUGCAAGCCAUAAAUAUUCGUCUUCUCUUUCACACCCCAAGAUUCAAAACCUCUUCUUAAUAAAGUUGGAAGAAAAAGAUUACCUGGAGGGAAUAUCCAGUCGUAAUCCCGAAUAUUAGGCUCAAGCUGUAAGAGCUUGCAAGCCAUAAAUAUUCGUCUUCCCUCCAAAACAUUUAUAAAUAUUCGAAUCAUUUUCUUGGCAAUAUUGGAAAGAAACAGACUGCCUGGGUGGAAUGUCCAAACGUAGUCCCGAGUAUUAGACCCAAGCUGUAAGAGCUUGUAGGUCACAAGUACUCGUCUUUCAAACUUCAAAAUACCUAAUUCCUAACUUAAUACUUUUUCAAUAAAGAUGGAAAUGGAACAUGGCGUAUGCCGUGCACUCCUGAGACUAGGAUUCGAGAUGUAUAUCUCGCUCAUCCAAGUUCUCGCCAUCACUCAAAACACAUCAAAUCCAUCAAUUUCUUUCCUCGCCGCCGUGCGAUUGAUCUCUUAAACCUUUUCACAAAUGAAAGGUACUUUGUUUCAAAAUAAUGCAAGGCAAUGUUUCUCCACCUGUUUUGGGUAGUCCAACAAUGUUUUCGUCGAUUUGACACAAAGUAGCUUUCACUAAAAUCGACCCACAAACAAACAUUUUUCUACCCAGAACUACGUAAGCCUUGAUUUCUCUUUUGAGAUACGUAGGAGCAGGAUUUGUAAAUCUUGUCAGGCCCACUAAUAAAAAACUUAGGUUCAGUCCUUCGUCAAAAAUCCAAAAACAUUCUCUUCUCAUCCUUUCUUUCUUUCCCACCUAAUAAUUCGAAAAGCCUAAUAUUUCAAACUAACAUUAACGCACACAACUGACCUAAUGGUUCCCGUUGAGUACAACGGACGUGAGGGGUGCUAAUACCUUCCCCUUGCGUAAUCGACUCCCGAACCCUGAUAUUGGUUGCGAUGACCAUAUCUUAUCCUUUCAUUUGUCUUGGGUUUUAUCGAUAUUUCCCCUUUCCUUUUUAGGAAUAAAUAAAGUUCGGUGGCGACUCUGUUCAGUCCAUCAUUGCGAGCGUGCGAUCGCGCUUCGCUUUGUAGUCGUAUCCCCAUUUUUUUCGAGGUGCGACAGAUGGCGACUCUGCUGGGGAUAGACAAAUACCUAAGUAAGUCAAGCCUAGUUGGGUCAUUUGUGUGCCUUUGUUUGUUUACCUAUGUGGCUUUUCUUUUUUGUUUUUACUAUCUCUAUUGUCAUAUUGAUAUGAAUCUGUUGUAUUGGUUCGAUCAUGGUUUGGUACUUGGAUACUCUGAUUGCAAACCUUGUGGGAAAGACUUUUUACCCGAGUCUCGAGUAAAAACAUAAGAUAGGACGAGGUUGAGUAGUACGGGUCCGCGAGAUGUAUUUCUCGUUGGGUCGGUACGAGAACCUUACUUAGAGUAGAUUCUUGAGAGGAUGUUGUCGCUCGGCAAGUAAGUUGCCGUAAGCUUCGAUAUUUUCUUUAGGAUCCAUGACUCUGAGAACCAUUUGUAGAACCUUAGUUCUUUGCCCUACUAGGAAAGAUGGUUGCGUAGUGUGGGUCUGCGAGAUGUAUUUCUCGUUAGAUUGAUGCGAGAACCUCACUUAGAGUAGAUUCUUUAGAUGGAGUUGAUGUCCGGCAAGUAAGUUGCCGCAGGUAGCAAACAGUCUAAUGGAUCCAUGACUCUAGGAACUUUUAUAAAAAAAAACUUAGACCAUACCUGGUGAGAACCAUGUUCUAUACAAAGCAAUCAGACUUAUCCAUACCUCGAACCUUUGAACCUGUACCAAAAAAAAACAUUGCAUCCAUCCAUUCAUUGCAUACGCAUAAAAAAAAACAAAAUGCAUCCAUACAUGCAUUCAUACAUUUUCCAAAAAAAAAAAGAGUCUCAUUCCGCCCUUUCUUCCACCAGUUUCACGCUGAAUUUUCAACAUCAGUAUAAUACUCGCGCCAGAGCAAGACAGAGAAUGGCUGAACAAGAACAAGAGAGCGCCCGAGUUAGAGCUGAACUAGACGAAAUCAAAGGAGGCAUGUCCCAGAUGCGAGAGAUGCUGCAAGCUUUAACCUUCAGGUUUGAGAUUCCACAAGCAACCGUGAUUUCAGAGACCACGGGCCCAGCAGUGGAAGUCCCACCUCAAAGGACAUUACCCUCAACCCUUCCUCUGUAUGGGCUACCCUAUGACUUUGUCCCCCGAGCGGAGGUGGUGCACGAAAUGGGGCAAUCUGUCCAAUAAGCUGUGCCAUUACCAGUUUACACCGACGCACGUCCAGUCAUCCAUACUGUGGUUCCACCAACCGCCUAUGCUAGGCAUGUUCCUCAUUAUGAAGAUCAAAACCACAUGUAUCAGACUGUUGACUCAACCGUUGCUGGUGACGAAGUGAGGUUUGAAGAUUUCAGGGAGGUAAAGGAGAACAUGCAGCUCCUUGAGAAGAAAUUUCGAGAUCUAGAAGGAGACCACGUCUUUGGAUCUGCUGCCAAAGAAAUGUGCCUUGUAUCCGGGUUGGUGAUUCCAGCAAAAUUCAAAACCCCAGACUUCGACAAAUACAAGGGGCAUACUUGUCCAAAAAGCCAUCUCAUCAUGUAUUACCGCAAAAUGGCUGCACACGUGGAGGAUGACAAGCCGAUGAUCCACUGCUUUUAGGAUAGCUUGAGUGGGGCUCCUUCCAAGUGGUAUUUAAGUCUGGAUCAGAACAGGAUCAGGUGUUUCCAAGACCUAUCAGACGCGUUCAUAAAGCACUAUAAAUACAACAUGGACAUGGCGCCUGACAGAAGACAGUUGCAGAGCAUGUUCCAACAUGACAAGGAAUCCUUCAAGGAGUAUGCUCAAAGAUGGAGGGAGUUGGCUUCUCAAGUUGAGCCACCUCUUGCUGAAAAGGAAUUGGCCGAACUGUUCAUCGAUACUGUCCAACCCCAAUUCUACGAGAAGAUGGUUGGAAGUGCUUCUUUGGGAUUCUCCGAGCUUGUUGCUAUAGGAGCUCGCGUUGAAUAUGGUGUGAGGAAUGGAAAAUUGGCGGCUGUAGCUGGAACUUCAAAUGCUAAUCCAAAGAAGUUCUCUGGAGGGUUUCCUAGAAAGAAGGAAGGGGAAACAAAUGUUGUGACUGCUGGUCAAGGAAGAGCUCUUCCAAGAAGGAGACCACAAUAAUAUCCACCUCAGCAGUAUGUUCAACAACCGAUUCCCUAUCAACAACCCAUGUAUCCAGUCCAGUACGCUCCUCAGCCGUACGUAGCUGCUGUGACGCCUGCAUUCAAUCAACAGCCUGCUCAGGCUUAUCAAGCGCCUCCAGCUUACCGACCAGCUCCAAUUCAACAACGUGCCGUGGCUCCGCCAGCUUAUCAACAAGCACCGGCAGCUCCUGUUUAUCAACAACCGAGAGCUCAAGCGCCGAGGCAGAAUGCUCAGAACCAAAAUAGGAGACAAGGGGAGAGGGUGACCUUCAAUCCAAUUCCAAUGUCCUACACUGAGCUUUAUCCCUCCUUGUUGCAAAAGGGUUUGGUGGUUCCCAGACCUAUGGGACCUCCACCUGAUCGUCUGCCUCUGUGGUACAACCCUAAUGCACACUGUCCUUUUCACGAAGGUGCCCCCGGGCAUGACCUAGAGGGUUGUUACGCUCUGAAGCAUAGGGUUCGGGAAUUGAUUGAGAGCAAGAUCUUGUCUUUUAAGGACAUGGGACCGAAUGUGAAGAACAAUCCUCUUCCUCCCCAUGGAGAUCCUGCGGUAAACGCCAUUGAAGACGUUUAUGUUGGUGUUACGGUUGAUAAGGUGGAGGAUGUUAAGACUCCUUUGGCAGCAUUCCAUGCCCGAUUGGUGGAAGCUGGCCUGGUUAAUGUUGAUCAUGACAACUGUAAAGAGUGUGCCACACACCCAAAGGGAUGUCAGGUGGUACGAGACAACAUUCAAGAUCUGAUGGAUAAAGGAGUGCUUCAAGUCUCCAGUGUUGCAAAGAACGAAGACGUGUUGGUAAUUGAACCUUGUUUCAAUUUACCUGAACCGGUCGAGAUCCCAUAUUAUAGUGGUGGAGUGGUUCCAGUGAAUAGUGAGUUGUCGCCUAUCGAGAUAUGUAUGCCCGCGCCUUUUCCAUAUGAGAGCACCAAGGCCGUGCCUUGGAAAUAUGAGAUUACUGCUGUGGAUAAGGUUGUGGAAGGAAGUUCAGACGCUGAGGUGACAAAAGCUGUAAGUGAAGACGUCACCAAUAUUGCAGGGAUGAGCAGAAUGACCCGUAGUGGUCGAGUCUAUGCGCCCGAAUUCAAUGUAACUCCUCAAGGGCCAAACAAGGGAUCAACAGUUGUAGCUCCCACUAAAGAACCCGAAGUGGUUCAAUCCGAAGAUGCUGUUGAAUUCUUGAAGUUGAUCAAGAGAAGUGACUACAAGGUUGUGGAUCAGCUGCAUCAAACGCCAUCUAAAAUCUCUAUUCUAUCUCUGUUAUUGAACUCCCAAGCCCAUAGGGAAGCUUUGUUGAAGGUGCUUGCACAAGCUCAUGUAACACAAAGCAUAACGGUAGACCAGUUUGAUGGGGUAGUUGCAAAUAUCACAGCCUGCAAUACUUUGAGCUUCAGUGGAGAGGAGUUACCUGAGGAUGGACAAAAUCACAAUCGUGUGUAGCACCUCAAAUUUGCACCUAUCAUUGUACAUACAUUCUCAUAUUAGGUCAUAACAUAUCAUGGUCCACUGCAUAGCAUUGCAUUGUCCCAUUUGCCUCAAGUGCAAGCCAAUCAAGAAAUUAGGUCAAACUGAUCAGGAGAUCAGUCAACCAAGCAAGCAAGGGUGUUUCUCAAGGAGCCAAGGCCCUAGGGUUGGUCCAACAUGUUCACAUGACUUGGGGGUCCAUUUGAAGUGCUUAAGUCAAAGAUUGGAGGCUCAGAGGUCAUCAGUCCAUGCACAGUCAGUCAGAAACCCUAGAAAGUCAAACUUGGUCAACUGUGGAUGAUUUUAUGGUUUUGAUGGAUGGAUUUGGUUUGAGAGAGCUUAUUCAUGUCCCAAUAGGCCUCAUGUAUCAUGGCAAACAAUAUCAUUGAAGAAUUUGAAGCCAAUCAGAAAAUUUCCAAAAAUAGAAACUGGACCUGUAAUUGGAAUUUGCCAAAACUGGAAACUUCUUGAUCCCAAACUUACAUCAUGAUACAAGCUUCAAAUGAAUUUUUGCCCAACAUGAAAGUUGAAGAUCUUGUUCUCCCAUUUCCAAAAAGUCCAAGAACUCUCAAUUCCCAUGUAUGGUUGUCAAGAUAUGAUCAAUUCAUUUUCACAAAAUCUUGAACUUCAAAAGGCCAUAUCUCUCAAACCAUUUGGCCAAAAUUGGUGAGGUUUUUUCCAACAAACCACAUUUAACCUCCUCUUUCCAAAAAUAUAAAUUUCAUGUGCCAAAACAUUGCCAAUCAAAAUGGCACUUUUGAACCUAGCAUGUUUAAUUUCAAGUGAGGUGCAAUUUUGACUUUUUGAAUUAAGUGAUUUCCAUCCAAAUGGCCAAUUGGAAUUAGUUCAGAAUGUUAUUUAUGACCUGUGCAAGGCCCAUUUCGAGCUCAUACUACCAUCAUACCUCCAUUUGGACCAAACUUGGCAAAUUAGCAAAUGGUGUCAAUUGAACAAAACUUGAUUAGCAUUGCAUUAAGAGAGUUAAAACAGAAGUAUAAAAUCACUUUUUCUGUGAAUUGGAACCCUAGCAGCAGCCUUUACACACAGAAUUCUCUCAUUCUCUCUCAAUUUCCAUUUUCCACAUUUUGCAAUUUCUGCUCAAACUUCCAAAGAGCCCGAGUAUCCCUUCAUUGUUUCAUCAUCUGACCAUCAUUGAGAGUUGUUUUGAAGCACCAUUCACCCACUGUAGCAGCCUCCUCGUGUUCUGUUUUUCAAAGCACACUUCCAUGGCAAAUUGUGAUUGGAGCAUCUUCAAGCCUUGCUGAGCUAAAGUAUCUCAACCAUUCACCUCCUAGGACCCGCGUGUGCAUCUGUUUGAAGCAUUUGUGGCCAAAGAAACACUGAAUCAUCACUGAGCUUCAUUUUUGGUACCAUUAGUUGCUUAGAACUUGCUUUGCUUUGCUAUUUAGCAAUUUGCUUUGAGGAUUGUUGAUCACCGUCCACGCCGCGACCAGACUCAAUCAUCAAAGAAGUAUGGAUCAGGUUCAGACUGAGUUGGCUGAGAUGAGGGCGAACAUGGCCCAGUUCAUGACAAUGAUGCAAGGAGUUGUUCAGGGGCAAGAGGAGCUGCGUGCCUUAGCCCAGAGACUGGAAGCUGUGAUUCCACCAGUCCACCGUGCUCCACCAGUGGAUGUACCUGUUCAUGAGAAUGCUGCUGUCACUAUUCUCGUCAAUGAUUAUGCCGUGGGUGAUGAAUUGAAGGGGAUCAGAAUUAGUGAACAGCCUCUUGCUGCAGAGACUGUUAAUGUCAGAGCAACCCGCGCUCCGGUUCGCCAUCCUGGCUUUUCAAGUUCUUCCGGUUCUAAGAAGACAUUCUCUGGGGCACCCAAAAGGGGAGAAAGUGAAACAAAUGUUGUGCACCGUCGGAGGAGUGCAAACAGAGGACAGUUUCGUCAGGCUGCUGUUGUGACUAUUCCAGCAACUCAACCUCAACAACAGCAGAGAAGACCAGUUCAGCAAUAUCAGCAUCAACAACCUCGUCCUCAACAGCAGGUUUACCAGCCUCACAACGGUAAUCAAGCCAGUACAAGUAAUGAGAGGAAGAAGAUCACUUUUGAUCCAAUCCCCAUGUCCUACGCCGAACUGUAUCCCUCUCUGUUAGAGCGGAACUUGAUUACACCCAGAGAACCGCCGCCCAUACCUGUCAACCCUCGGUGGUGGUAUAGGCCUGAACAGCAUUGUGUGUAUCAUUCGGGUGCUCCUGGUCAUGAUGUGGAUAGUUGUUUCCAGCUGAAGAUGAAGGUUCAAGACCUUGUGAGGUCAGGUAUUCUGAUUUUGGAAGACUUAGGUCCCAAUGCUAAUCAAGCUUGAAGCUCACAAGUCCUGGGUUGGCGCCGACUUUUUCUUCAGAAGGGUUGUUCAGAAAGCAGAAGCUGCUGAUGCAAAGGAUACUGACAGUUGUCAUCCCCGGCGGGAUCUAUCACAAUUGGGUCACUGUGGGCGUUCCUACAGUUGUUCAUAAGUCAGAGUAGUAAUCACUUUGUUUAAAAACCCUUCUCCCAUGCCAAAAGGAGAAGUGAUGGCAUUGUUGGCAACAUUUUGUGCAAUGAUAUUUUCAUUCAAAUAAAUUCAUGUUAAA